ACAAGUUCUCACUCUGGCUUCCAAGCCUUUUUCAGCGUUUGCAUUAUCCAUUUUAUUAAUCUUGUAGACUGUUUGGUCGGUCUUUGAGUUCCAUCCCUUCCUCUUCGAUGACUCCCUUUCUACCAACUUGAAAAUGCAGGUCGCCAUGGAACUAACAGGUGGUAGCAUUCCGCAUUGAUCCGCAAAGAAACACCGCCGCUGCCACUGUGCUUUCCUCUCUCUCUCUCUCUCUCUCUCUCUCUCUCUCUCUCUCUCUCUCUCUCUCUCUCUCUCUCUCUCUCUCUCUCUCUCUCUCUCUCUCUCUCUCUCAUAAAAUGCCAUUAAAGUAUGUUCUCGCUUCGAUCAGAUACAGUUUGAGAGAUGUUCUUCUUCUAACUCGAGAACAAAGAAAAGAAGCAGAAUUCAAGUACUGAGCUCCAGCGUCAGGAAAGAGUUUCCUGAGUUCUGAAUCUACAAACUCAAAAUUGGAAAUGGGUUAACACAGAGGCCACGGCCUGCUACGCUUAUCUCACUGGUUCCUCCUUCCCCCUCUAUCUGACUCGCCGUCACUCGCCAUUGACUCAGCCGAAUCACCAGGUUUGGGGUUGGUCAAGUAGAAUCGGAAAAAUCUGGUUUUCCAACCUUUCUAUUCAUGUGUUUUUUUGGGGAUUUUACUAACAGUAAGAAAGUCAGAAACAUGGAAUUUAACUUUCCGAAAUUGGUCGGUGUCAAAGUCGUCGAUCCCUACCAAAAGGAAAAAAUUAUGAGAUUCGCAUUCGCUUCAUUUGCCAUAUCUGUUGUUCGAUUGAAGUCUGAAGAUAGUGGAAGAAGCUCAAGAAGACAUGGCAAGCAGACUCACAAGAGCUGACAUCGUUGUCUCUCCCACAGUUCAGGCAAUUUUGAAUAAAUUGGAUGACCCUUUGCUGUUACAGGACUUUGGAUCAAUGUGGUGUGUGGAGAGAGAGUUGUACAAGCUAUAUUGUAUCAUGGAAAGAAUCAAAACAAUUCUUGAGGUAGUGGAGAACAAGCAAAGGAAAGAUGGGCUUAUGAAACACUUCCUCGAAGAUCUUAGAAGUUUGGUUUACUACAUCGAUGACGUGCUUGACGAGUUCCUCACAGAAAUUCGCAAGCUACGAGAUGACAGAAUCCAAAGCAAAAACAGGAAUCAGGUGCCCUCUUACCUUUCUUUUUCUUUGAAUGAGAAUCAUAUGUUAAGUCGGAAAGAUAUUGGUCCUUUCGUAAAUAAAAUUAACGAGGAACUAGCUGUCAUUGAGGAGAAACUUGUAAAGCAUUACUUUCAAGGACAGACUGAACUAAUUCAGCAUGAAAUGUUCACUAGAGUACAAGCUUUUCCAUCUGGAGACAGGAGCCGUAUUGUUGGUUCAAUAGUUGAUCAAAAUCAUGUUUUUGGAAGAAAAGAUGAUUUAUGUUAUGUAUCAGACAUGUUGUUAUCUGAUCAGUAUGAUGGAAGGGGUAGUGUUUCUGUGGUUUCCAUUGUUGCCAUGGGGGGAAUGGGCAAGACGACACUUGCUCAGCUUCUCUACAAUCACAAUGGUGUAAUAAAUCAUUUUGAAGUUAGAGUGUGGGUCUCUGUCUCUGAUCAGUUUGAUGUUGUCAGACUAAGUGGGGAAAUUCUAACUUCAGCAACUAGGCAAUCUGUUCCACAUUUUGAACAGUUAGACCCACUUCAGCGUGGACUUGAAGACGCUGUAAGAGGGAAGAGAAUUUUAAUUGUGUUGGACGAUGUGUGGAAUGAAAAACAUGCUGAUUGGGAGAAGCUAUUCGUUCCUUUUAGGGUUGCAAGUAAAGGAAGUAGAAUCUUAGUAACCACUAGGAGUGAUAAAGUUUCAUUUGCCUUGAAUGCGAUUGCAACUCAUUAUUUGAGAGCUUUAUGUGAUGAAGAUGCUACGUUAUUGUUCAAAGAUCGUGCUUUUAUUGAUCCCAUUAUGAAUGCAAACUCCACCUUCGAAGCCAUUGGCAAUGAAAUUCUUAAAAAGUGUGAUGGGUUACCUUUGGCAAUUAAUACACUUGCAAGGCUUCUUCAAGGUAAACAAGAUCAAAAUCAAUGGAAAUUUAUCUUGGAAUCUGAGAUGUGGGACAUAGGAAAAGAUGAUAUUUUUCUGGCUCUAAGUUUGAGUUAUCAUCACCUCCCGCCACAUCUAAAACAAUGUUUUGCAUACUGUUCUUUAUUUCCAAAGGAUUCUGAAUUUACAAAGGAAACUUUAGUUUCACUUUGGGUUGCAGGAGGCUUCAUUCAAACUAAACAAUUAGAUAAAAUGGAAGACAUUGGACGACAAUAUUUUGAUGAUUUGCUGCAUAGGUCUUUCUUCCAGUCCAGUUCAUGUGAUGGAUUUAUGAUGCAUAAUCUCAUGCAUGAUUUGGCAUGCUUAGUUUCAGCUGGUGUGUAUUUCAGACCGGAGGAUAAUAUUUCAUAUCACAUUUGUGAAAAUGUUCGACAUAUGUUUUUGGCUAAUCUUGACUUUGAUCUAGCAGAAAAUAGGUCAUACAGAUUCAAGAGGUUAUCAUCAUUUCUAUUUAUAUGUGAAAGAAUGAACAUGCAAGGACAUCAUAUUCUUAAUAUGUUGAUUGCAGAAUUCAAAUGCUUACGUGUGUUGGUUCUUGAUGCUUUUUGGAUCAACUCUUUGCCCUAUUCCAUUGGCAAUCUGAAGCAUCUACGAUUCUUUCGUAUCAGCAGUGAUACAAUAGAAAAGUUACCUGAGUCAAUAUGUGCACUCUACAAUUUGCAGGUAUUGGAUGUAGUGAAUUGUAGAAAGCUUAUUGAGUUACCUGAAGACAUAUUCAACCUAGUCAAUCUCCAACGCCUACGGAUGGAGGACAAAUGGUGGGAUGUUGAAAGGAGGCCAAAAAAAAUGGGAAAAUUAAAAUGUCUUAAAGAAAUUCCCUUUUUCCAUGUGGGCCUAGAUGUAGGCCAUGGAAUAAGUGAACUAAAAGAAUUGGUAAAUCUCGAAGGAACCCUCGGCAUUGAAAGUCUAGAGUUUUUAAUGGAUAUCAGAGAAGCCAAGGAUGCCUCUCUAAAGAACAAGCAGAAAAUUGACAAGUUGUGGUUGGAAUGGGGUUGUUCUAGGAGGGAGAAACCAUAUAAUUUUUGUUUUAGUGAAUGGAAGCAUCCGUAUUACAAAUCUUGGGAAGAUGUACUUUCUCACUUCAAGCACUGGGAAGAUGUACUUGAAGUUCUAGAACCUCACAAAGGGUUGAAGGUUCUUGAAAUUAUGGACUUCCCUGGUUUAUGCUUUCCAACUUGGAUGACAACAAAUAUAACGAGAUACAGCAAGCUUGUCACAGUGAAACUUUAUAGAGUUGAGAGUGAGUCACUUCCGCCUUUGGGACAGCUGCCUUGUUUAGAAACCCUCAAGAUCUCAUGCUCUCAUAAAAAUAAAAUCAGACAAUUGACUGCUGUGUUCUAUGGUAAUAUUGGUGGUAGGAAGGGGUUUCAAAAGCUGAAAUCCUUGACAUUUGGUGAUAUGGAUAGUCUGCAGGAAUGGUGUGAAGCGGAAGGUGGUGAAUUCCCUUGCCUCCAGAGCCUUCAUAUAAGCGGUUGCCCCAAGCUAAGGAGACUGCCUCGACUUCUCCCUAGUACAGAACGAUUGACUUUUGAUAUCACAUCUUGCCAUAGUUUAACAUCGUUGGACUGUGGACUAAAUACCUCUCUUAAAGAGUUGCAUGUCAGUAAUUGUGAUGGUAUUAGAUCAUUGGCUGAAGACCUGUACAGAUUCACCUCAUUGCAGAGAAUUAAUAUCUCAUAUUGUUCUCAACUGGAGGUGUUGUUUUCAGAUGAAUGUCUAAUCUCAUCCGUGCUUGAAGAUUUAAGGAUCUCUUAUUGUGAAAUGCUUAAAACACUGCCAAAGGGAUUGUGCAGAAGUAACUCACUGAAAACAUUUGAGAUUGACCAUUGUCCUCAACUCUCGCUGUUGUUUUCUGAUGCAAAAGAAGAGGGUCCAUCGUCAGCUCUUGAAAGUUUUCACCUUUUGGGACUUGAUGAGUUGAGAUCCUUUUCAAGGAUCUCCAUCAAUUAUCCUAAAUAAUUGCUGACUGUAAAGAAAACUCAUGCUUUACUGAAAGAGGGGCUUCUCAAAUGCCUUCAACCUCUGUUAAUGACAGUGUGCAAUACUGAGCUGACUAAAAGAUGCCAUCAAGGAGGAGAAGAUUGCCCCAAAUUAUCACAUGUCCCCAAAUGUGUGGAUUCAUAAACCUAUAAUUGCACCGUCAGACCUUAUUAUUCAUCAGAAAAUAAUCCUAAAAGGGGAUUGCUACCUAUAUUUGAUGCUCCUCUUUCUCCAGCAAAAGAAUUCAGGCUAAAGCUGAUGAGUUCAUGUGGUGGAAGGUUGCUACUGCUUCCAGCCUUGCUCAUGAUGUUUCUGAUUUCAAUAUCCCCAAUGAAAGGAGUCUUAGUUGGGCUCUUUUGAUUUUAUAUAGCUUCCCUCCCAAGAUUUCUUGGCCUUUGUAGAUGACUCUGUAUGUUUCCCCAAAGAGAAGCAUUUUUGUGUGAUUUGUAGUUGAUGAAAUCCUUAAUUUCUUGACAUCAUAAGUUCGAUCUCUUGGACCUCUCUUCGAAAUCAUUGUAUCCUUGGUUGAAAUUAUUUUUAUCGUCUUUCUUCUGAAACACCAACAAUUUUCUUUUCUAGCAUCUAUUGGUUUGGUUGGUGAUGGACUAGUGAUUACAUUUCAUUUUGUUCAUUUUCUUCUCUAUGGGUUUUGUAAUCUGAUAUAUGAUGGGGGAGAACUUUUUGACUCUGUUUUAUUAUUUCUGAUUACAUGUGCAUGUGAUGAUAAUUACAAGGUUCGUUCAUUUCUGAAAGAUACAAAGAAGUAGUAAUAAUAAUAACUUGGUUAUCUAAAACUCUAAAAAAUGGAAGUUUUACAGGAUUCUACUAUUACUCCAGUGUACCUUCUUCAUUGGAGUCCAUAGCCUAGUGCAGCUCACAAAGAGAGAGAAUUCCAUAAGACCUCUUUAAUUUUUCUUUUCAAGAAAAAUUUAAGUAGAAAGAAUUCAAAAAACAGUGGUUACUUCUUUUCCCUCUUUGUAUAUCUUUGUGAUGGGCAAGAAUUUAUUCAGAAGAAUGAGGAAAGAGAAAAGCUAGAGUUAUACAAUCCGGGGAAAAAGGUUUUGGUACUUAGAAAUCUCCCAUGUAUGUAUUCAACUUAUGAAGUGGGUGUAUGGGCUAGCCUGUGGUGCGAUCAGCUAUUUGAUACUCCACUUCUUCUUUAUUAGGUUCAUGUACAACAUCUGGGCCAGAUUUUAGGAGUAUAGAACAGAAAUGACAUAUGUUCUCCCAAAUUGGAGAGAUCAGUAUUGGCUCCUCUAUAUUUAAUGUAGAACUAAACUCGAACCAGGGUGAAUCCAGCUGGAGAUUAGAUUACAACAGGAUUGCACGGAAUAGAAAACAACCAGACUAGGAGAAAACAAAACAUUUCAAGGAAAACAGCUUAGAUUAUUCUGAUGCUAUGGCCGAAUGGUUUAUUUGACAAGGGAAACAGGAUUGCAAAAUAUGAUUCAAAUCCAAAGGUUAGAUUCUCAGUCAUUGUAGAGUUCUAGUGGAAUUUAGAGAUUGAAACCCCAAAUUUAUUAGAGAGAUUGAUGGGAAUGUUUUAGAGGUUUAAAACUGAAGCCAAUAAUGGACUGUGAUCAAGGAUGAAUCAGCAGCAAUCAUCAGAAACCAAACUUUUGAUUAAACCAGGAAAAUGAGAAUUUUCAGAAUUGUAUUUGAAAUGAGAGACUACAAAUCAAUUUAGAAAUUGGAGAUUAAAGCAGACACUGAAUCUGAUUCCAACAGGUAAAUCGAUAGUUGGAAUAGCAAAUUUUAAGUUGAAAUUGGUAUAGCAACUUGUAUGUUAUUUAAGCAGAGGACAGAAACUGAAAUAUUCUAACAAGAAUGGAAAUCUCUGGGUUUGAGAAAUUCUGAUCUGAAAUUGAUAGGAAGGAAGAGAAGAAACAGGAAAGUGAAGUCAAACCAGGAAUCCACCUGAAUUGCUGGUCUGGAACGCACCAGAUUCUCCUGCUGAAUCCAUAGCAGUUCCACUCAGAAUCUACUGAGCAAUCCACACCUGAAUACACAGAUUUAUGAUGCUGAAAUCCACACAUGAAACAGCUUCAGAUAUUCUAUUCAUUCAUCAAAUCGUGGGUGGGGCUGCAACACUUUACAUUUAUUUAUAGAAUAAGGGAAAGGGACUCAAAAUAGGAAAGAAAAAAUAAAAGACAGACUGGGAAACUCCCUGCAAUCAACCAGCCUAUUGGGGAGUCCUAAACUGAUUCAACUUCUUUAAAUAAUAAAGAAAUUAGGGCUGGGAUAUACUAUACAAUCCAUCCAGCUAAGUAUGGUAAUAGUAUAAAUAUAAGCUGCUAAGAGGCCUCCAUGAUUCGGAUUGAAAGAUUCCUGAUGUGAUCAAGAAACUAAGGUCAAAGACUGAACUGAUUCAGUGAAUCUGGAUACUGAAUGGUUCAGUGGAUUGGACCAAUUUCUUGGUCCAGUUUGACCCAGCCGAUAAUAGCCUUGGUCUGCAGCUGGCCUUCUUGUUUCUCUUAAUCGCAUCAAUAUUAGUCCAACGAUACGCUUUUAAUUCCCCCCCCCCCACCCGCUGGUUGGGAUGAUGUGGAGUAAAAUUAAAGAACAAAUGUAAACCAUUUUUUUAAGAAAAAGGGAAGCACCCCUAACAGUAGAAGCCUUUGACCACUAUUUUUGCAUGUGGUUGUAAUUCCUUGAUCAUUUUGAUUGUUGGAUGGAUUGGUAGCUCACUGGAUAGACCACAUGUCAAAUUUGGUGGCCUAUCUCAAUAGUAAGGCCACCAUUUAUGGAGUGUUUUUCAAGGGUCUGAUUCCUCAAGCAAGGCUCACUGUUUAGAAUAGUGUUCAAAAGUAUUGUUCUGACAGUUGGUGAUGUCAUAUUGGAAUGAAAAUCAACACAUUGAUGAUGAUGCAGACAAUAUAUUCUCAAAGUUUGAGCAUUAACAAAAUGAGAUCUGACUCAGGCCUCCAGUAGUUUGCUUUAGAAUUUACACUAGUGGCACUGUCCGUUCACUUUAGACUGGCUGAAUUGUACCCCAUGUUUCUUAUUUCAUUUGAAUUGCUCUACUAGGAAAUGUUCUAUAAGCACGUCAAGCUAAUGCUGCAUGGAAUGAUAAAGAGAUGUGGUUUCUGUGUUAAUAUAUGAGAAAAAUAGUCUUGUAAGUGAAGGUCAUUUGGCUUGGUUGUAUACAAUCAGCAUACACCCAAAAGAAUUUAUAGCAGUAUGUUUUGUGUUUCCUAAGUUUGGUGCCAACUAGAAUGAGUAGGCAUUUUUUUUAGGGUGACUGGAAAGCAAUUAUUUGGUAGUCCUUUCUCCAAAAUCCAAACCAUACGAAAGUCAAAGUUGUGGUUCUCAUCCUCUGUUUCCAUCAGGUAAGCUACUUUUAACUUGUUCUUGUGAAACCAGAUCUUCCAGAACUCUUUCUGGUCCACUCCCAUUUUCAUGUUGGAUAUUCUAAUCAGGUUCUUUUGGUUUCAUUUUCAGGGGGGCAAUAUGCCAAGGCACCCACCCUUCUUAUGGAAAUGCAAAGGAUCACAUUUUCUUCAAUGUAUCCAUGAUCAAGUUGGAAGUGGCAAUCUAAUGUGGGUCUAUCAGUUAUGUCUUUUCUAUGCCACUCUGUUUCCACAUGUUAAGUUUCAGCUCAAUAUUUUUCUGCUGUGUGGCAGAACGCUGAGAAGUGUAAUUUCCCAACUUAUUUAAGUUGAAAUAACUUAAAAUAUUGAGUGAUUUGAUUCCUGGUGCUCUGGAAAUGCUUGAUUUUGCUCUACUUUUGUGAGAAGCUUGGUUAAGAAGUUAUUCAAGACAGUUAUGAGAACCAGCUGUUAGAAAUGUCCAUUGGCGCAGCUGAUCAGAUAAAGCCAUUUCAUAAAGUAAUGCCUUUAUGGUUGUUGCAUGAAUGAUUUCAAACAAGUGCAUGUGAACUUCUAAAUUUCUAAUGUUGAUACCUAGUUUUAGCAUAGACUGGGCACUUCAACCUGUCCUGUCACUAUUUAUGCUAUUUCAAUUCCCAAGGGAACCAAUUGUAUGGAGCAGCAAAUCCUGAUUAAGCUACUAAUACAUGGUUGGGUAUGUGGAUUUCAUGUAAUAUUCCACUGGUUUUUUUUGUUUUUCUUUUGUUAUUAAUUGGUUUGGUAUAGAGGGUGUUGUUAACUUAGGGUUUUAAGGAAUAGACCACAUUUGACAUAACAGCUGUUUUUAUGCGUAGGAGAAGUAAAAAUUUCAGUAACCGACGUCUUCUUUUAAAAGGGAAUUAUUCAAAAUUUUGGGUAUAAUAUAUCAGGAUCUCAAAAUUGUAAACAAUCAAAUCUGUUUGAUAAAUUCUGUUGAAAUCAUACUCUCCAGCUGAUUGGUCUUCUUUGUUGUCAGAUUGUGAUGCAGUUCAGAAGAACAAGAAGUCCAGCAGCAAACCAGGCUAUCGCUUUGGUCAGAUUUGAUCAAUAGGCUUAAUUUUGAGUGUCCAAUAGGUUAUAUGGGUCAUGGGCUCACUAUUUUUUGGUUUUCUAUCCACUAUAGGCCCAAAUGUAAAGGAUUUCAGGCCUAUACGGGAUUAGUGUUAAUUUCUGCUUUAGUAAGUUGUAUUAUUUAUUUUAGUAGUGUUCUAGAAGGCUGGAUGGAUGUCCUACAUUCCAGCCCCUAGUUUCUAUUUUGUUAAAGUUCUAGAAUAAUUUAUAUUUUGAAGAAGACUUAAAUUGUCAGGAAUUCUCCCUACCAUACAUAGGGGUUUCCUAUUUUGCAUAUUUAAUUGAAGUCAUAAAUUAAGAGUA
Messenger RNA from Macadamia integrifolia, 8764 nucleotides. Its product is annotated as putative disease resistance protein RGA3. The transcript is spliced from 4 exons. NCBI's taxonomy places the organism in Eukaryota, Viridiplantae, Streptophyta, Magnoliopsida, Proteales, Proteaceae. The coding region runs from base 822 to 4022 and encodes 1066 amino acids. Gene Ontology annotation, biological process: defense response to other organism. Gene Ontology annotation, molecular function: ADP binding. The record is from RefSeq and is a predicted model, not a curated record.